Messenger RNA from Gongylonema pulchrum, 221 nucleotides. Lineage: Eukaryota; Metazoa; Nematoda; Chromadorea; Rhabditida; Gongylonematidae. The record is from the annotation of a GenBank genome assembly.
AUGGUCAAGGGUGCCGCUCUACGCACGGAUGAUACGCUUGUUAGCACCGAUGUGACCGAUGUAUUACCGCAUUUUAAAAAUAUUUUUUGGAAGAACAUUUGGCCCACAUGUGCCGGAAAAGGGGAGGGAAAGGGAAUUAUUCAGCUCGGGAUCGAAAGGCCCAAAAUAUCUACGGUUAACGUGUGGAAGGUAUUUAGCCUUGCUAUUUUUUGGAUGUGAUA